Ornithorhynchus anatinus (platypus) is the source of this 1577-nucleotide messenger RNA. It is a transcript of the gene TMDD1, whose product is annotated as transmembrane and death domain 1. The record is from RefSeq and is a predicted model, not a curated record. The transcript has a single exon. NCBI's taxonomy places the organism in Eukaryota, Metazoa, Chordata, Mammalia, Monotremata, Ornithorhynchidae. Bases 49 to 840 code for a protein of 263 amino acids.
CAUCUCCUCGGCGUUCCGAGGGUCCGUCGCAGGAGCCGGGCCCGGCCGAUGCGGGCGCUGAGCCUUGCGCUGGGCGUGCUGUGCGCCCUGGGCGCGGGCGCGGGGGCCGGGGACGCCCUGGGGCCCCACCUGACGGCCCGCUUGGCGGCGCUGUUGAGCCCGGAGGAGUGCGAGGCCUUCCGCGUCCACCUGGCGGCGCCAGAGCCGCAGCUGCAGGAGGCGCGGAGCGACGGGGAGGACCGGGACCGGCACCGGGACCGGGCCCGGGACCGGAGGGAGGCCCGGGCCGCCCACGACCAGGACCAGGAGGAGGAGGUGCAGCCGGGCCGGGCCGGCUGCAGGGAGUCCCUGGCCGGCCGGCUGGACGCCGAGGGCCCCGGCCUGACGUGGGACCGCGUGGCCCGGGCCCUGCGACGCAGCGGCCGCCCCGACGUGGCCCGGGAGCUGGGCAAGACCCUCAACCAGGCCACGGCGCUGGAGCUGCGACGCUACGGGAGGCGCUACCUCAAGGCCUCCACCCCGACCCCCAAGCGGCCCCCGCGGGCCCCUCCCGGCCGGCCCCCGCCCCGCCGGCCCCGGGCCCCGUCGUGGGACGAGCUGGAGCCGGUGGUGGAGCGGCCGCCCCCGGGCCGCUACGAGCGCAGCCCGCUGGGCUGGGUCGAGCCCCUGGCCCUCGGCCUCUUCUCCGGCCUGGUGGGGGCCCUGGGGGUCGGGGCGCUGCUCGUCCCGCUGACGCUCUGGCUCGCCGGCGGAGACGGCCCCGGGCCGGCCCUCGAGGCGAUGGAUCCGGGCUCCCCCGAGGCGCCGCUCCUCGGGUUCCCCGCCGCCGGCGGCCAAUAGAUAGCGCUCCCGCCUGCCCCGACCGCGGCGGCGGCGUCUCGGCGCCUCUUCGCGGCUCCCGGGCCCGGGAGACGCGACGCUUACCGGGGGCGUCCCUCGAGGCCCACCGCGCCGUCCGCCCCUUCCCCCGGCCGGCGCCGCGGCCCUGCUCUCGUCCGCUCGGUGGAGUUGGCCCGCGGCCCGUGCCCUUGCCCGGGGCUGGCCCCCCGUCCGGCCGCGCUCCUGACCUCGCUCGCCCUCGCCACCCCGGGCCCAAAGCGGGGUCGCCAAGGCCCCCCCGGAGGGAAACGACCUCGCGGGGCGGACACCGCGGGCUCGCCGGGCGGACGGUUCGCCGGACCCCAAGUUCGGUGGCGACUCCGGAUCGCGAUGGGGGUCUGGGGAGGGGAGGGGGAGAGGUGGUCCGGGAGUCUUCGCCCGACUCCGGUCGCCUCCCGAGGGUCGGGACCUCCCGCCGGGCCGGGGUCACGGAGUCCCGGACGGACCGGACUCGCGGAGUCCUCCUCGCGCCGAGGCCCGGGUCCCGGGGCCCCGGAGGAGAGAGGGGCGGACGGGUCUGAGGGAGGGGAGAUGGAGGGGCCCCGGCCCGCCGGACAGCGAUGACAGAAGGCAGGCCGCUCCGAGAGGAGAGUUUAAAACAAGAUCGACGUUUCCCUUUAUUGCAAAUUCUAAAGUAAAAAGAUGUACAGUACAAAGGAAAAUCGAAACUUCAGACCGUAAACUUCCAACCCGCUUGA